This is a messenger RNA of Boleophthalmus pectinirostris (great blue-spotted mudskipper), 1775 nucleotides long. RefSeq names its product long-chain-fatty-acid--CoA ligase ACSBG2-like. Gene Ontology annotation, molecular function: long-chain fatty acid-CoA ligase activity. Gene Ontology annotation, cellular component: endoplasmic reticulum; membrane. The transcript is spliced from 12 exons. Lineage: Eukaryota; Metazoa; Chordata; Actinopteri; Gobiiformes; Gobiidae. The annotation marks the transcript as partial. The record is from RefSeq and is a predicted model, not a curated record.
AGGGAGAGACAUGCAAAGCUUUCAUACAAGUUUCCAAUAGGUAAUUCAUUUCUGGAGUCGACUACCUGCUUUGAGCAAAGGUCUGUUCUUCAUCUCCCGAGGAUCAGUUGAUGUUACUACACCAAGUUAACAGAAGAUAACCAAGGAUGAGCACCGAUUUAGAAAUAAGCAAUGGCGUGGCUGUCUUGGACAUUUGUAAUGAUAGCAAGCCAACUGGGAAUGGCUCUGUAGUGGAAAACGGGGACUGUCCUGCUUCAUCUCUGGGGAAGCAGGAGACAGAUCCAGGUAGCAACAUCGCAGCGCCGGCAAAACCUCCCAGAGCACAUGCAUCUGAAGAGGGACCCAAUCCACAGAGCCCACCAGAGGAACCCAAAGCUGUUCCACUAUCCUCCACGAGUUUGGCUACAACAUUGACACCUGCCGAGCACCUAUGGACCACCGGCAGAGACAAGGCAGUGAAGCUGAGGAUGGAGGGGUCCGGGCCGGCAGCGGAGACCCCGAUCACCACUCAUCAGAUGUUCCUGGAGACAGUGGAAAAUUAUGGGGAUCAUCCAGCGCUGGCAUACAAGAAGGAUGGACAGUGGGUGACUUUGACUUACAGGCAGUACUACGAACAGUGUCGAGCUGCUGCUAAGAGUUUCCUCAAGCUGGGACUUGAGCGCUUUCAUGGUGUGGGUAUACUUGGAUUCAAUGCUCCAGAGUGGUUCAUUGCAGAUAUUGGCUGCAUUUUUGCUGGUGGUCUGGCAGCUGGCAUCUACACUACCAACUCUCCUGAAGCGUGCCAGUAUGUGGCUGCAAACUGUGAGGCCAACGUCCUGGUCGUGGAGGACAAGAAACAACUGGACAAGAUCCUGCAGGUGAAAGAUCAACUCCCUCACCUGAAAGCCAUUGUUCAGUAUAAGGGUGAGCUGCAUCAGAAAGCACCGUUCCUCUACACAUGGGACGAGUUCAUGAAGCUUGGUGAGGAUGUGCCCAACGAGCAGCUCAAUGCAGUCAUCAGCAGUCUUCGGGCAAAUGAGUGCUGCACACUCAUCUACACAUCAGGGACUACGGGCAAUUCGAAGGGUGUCAUGUUGAGCCACGACAAUAUCACAUGGACCACACUGACAGGUGGUAAAAUGGCUGGACUUAACUACAAGGAGGAGGUUUUUAUCAGUUACCUGCCACUGAGCCACGCAGCAGCACAAAUGAAUGACAUGUGGCUUUGUAUGAGAUAUGCAGGGACCACCCACUUUGCACAACCAGACGCCCUCAAGGGAUCUCUAGGUACAACCAUGAAAGAGGUGCGACCCACGUCUUUCCUUGGGGUUCCUCGAGUUUGGGAGAAGAUGCAGGAGAAGAUGAAAGCUGCUGGAGUCAAGGCUUCACCCAUGAGGAGACGAGUGGCUGACUGGGCCAAGUCCAUCGGUCUACAGUACAACUACAGUGCCAUGAAUGGGGAGAAUGCGGUGCCGUGGGGCUUCACAUUGGCCAACAGUCUGGUUUUUAAAAAGGUGCGCGCUGCUCUGGGUAUGGAUCGCUGCAAAUUGUGUCUGACAGGAGCCGCACCCAUCACCAAGGAAACACUGGAGUACUUCAUGAGCCUGAACCUGCCUCUGAUGGAGUUAUACGGCAUGAGUGAGAGUUCCGGGCCACACACCGUCUCUGUGCCCAAUGCUUACAGGCUCACAAGUUGUGGAAAGGUGAUGCCUGGCUGCAAAACAAAACUGGAAAAUCCAGAUAAAGAUGGGAACGGAGAGAUCUGUUUCUGGGGCCGUCAUGUGUUCAUGGGAUAC